UGUGCAAGUAAGGAACGUCGCUCUCACCGGAGACCACUGGACUUCGGUGAACAAUGAUAAUUACUUGGGGGUCAUGGCGCAUUUUAUUGAUAACGACUGGACUAUGCAAUCGUUUGCACUAACAGUGAGUAAAACUGAAGAGAGACACUAUGCUGAGGCGUGUGCUGACCAUUUUCUGAAUGUUGCAAACGAAUGGGAAAUCAAGAACAAGGUAACCACGCUUGGCACCGACAGUGCUCGUAACAUGGUUGCAGCCGCCAGACUACUUCCAUUUGAACACAUGCCCUGCAUGGCCCACAUUCUGCAAAGAACGGUCACAGUUUCUCUUAAUGACAGCGCAUUUGAAAGGGCUCUGGCCAAAUGUCGCAAGAUUGUUGGACAUUUUAAGCAUAGUCCAGCAAACGCUCAGGAAUUAAAGGCACAGCAAGCUGCACAUGGACAUCAAACAGAACCGCUUGUUCAGGACGUUCCAACAAGAUGGAACUCCACCCUAGAGAUGAUCAAGCGGAUCCAGAGAAACAAAUCUGGGCUGACCACCAUCCUGACUCAACAAAACAGCAAGGUGACCAUGUUGACUGACCAGGAGCUUGACAGACUGCAAAAGCUGGAGGAACUACUUGAACCUUGCAGAUAUGUUACCGAACUGCUGGGGGGAGAGCGGUAUGUCUCCUGUUCCAUGGUGUUGCCAGCCUUGUGUCAUUUGUUCAGGAUUAUGGAGCCCUCAGAUGAUGACCCAGUCUACGUUUUGAGGUUUAAGAAGGUUUUUACCACAGACCUAGCUCAGCGGAGGGACAGCAGCAAUCUCACAUGGCUGAAGAUCGCUACUGCCCUUGAUCCCAGGUUUAAAGACCUUAAGUGCCUUUCCAAAGAUGAAAGAAGAGAGGUGUGGGCAUCAGUACAUGACCUUCUGAUGGCAGAGACGGAUGCACACCAACCAUCUGUUCAGACAACUCAGGAACCCUCACCAAAGAAGAGCAAGAUGUCCAUCUCCUUGCUGGGUUCUCCUGAUUCAGAUACAGAGGAAGAGGAAGAUGCUAUAGACUGCUGUCUGAAUCUGUACAAAGCAGAGUCCAAAAUUGACAUAGGAGAGUGUCCACUACAGUGGUGGUUAAAGAGAGAAGGAGCACAUGCCAGGCUGGCACCUAUUGCACGCAAGUACCUGUCAACCCCUGCAACCACAGUGCCUUGUGAGAGAUUAUUCUCACUCUCAGGUCACAUCAUUCAAAAGAAGUGUGCUUCUUUGUCAUCAGACAAUGUAAACAGAAUAGUCUGCCUCAGUAACUGGCUGAGUGCAAAGAAGGACUAA
Molecule: messenger RNA, 1306 nt
Organism: Oreochromis aureus
Lineage: Eukaryota; Metazoa; Chordata; Actinopteri; Cichliformes; Cichlidae
Product: E3 SUMO-protein ligase ZBED1-like
Exons: 2
Coding region: 74-1306 (410 amino acids)
Molecular function (GO): protein dimerization activity
Source: RefSeq, a predicted model, not a curated record